Ictalurus furcatus (blue catfish) is the source of this 2785-nucleotide messenger RNA. Its product is annotated as trace amine-associated receptor 1-like. The coding region runs from base 1592 to 2623 and encodes 343 amino acids. Gene Ontology annotation, biological process: adenylate cyclase-activating adrenergic receptor signaling pathway. NCBI's taxonomy places the organism in Eukaryota, Metazoa, Chordata, Actinopteri, Siluriformes, Ictaluridae. Gene Ontology annotation, molecular function: trace-amine receptor activity. Gene Ontology annotation, cellular component: membrane. The record is from RefSeq and is a predicted model, not a curated record. The transcript has a single exon.
AAUUCAGAAUAUUUAUUUUAAAUCGGAGAGAAUGCAAUAAAUUAAUAAAGUGUACAUUUAGUGUGUGAAUUUAUUGUGCAAAAGAUUUUCCCCUUUCGUUUGAAAUAUUAUUGUCUAGUUAAAGCUUUAUAUAAAGGUCUUUCAUCUGCUGCUGAGUUUAUAAGGUAGAUUGGUUGUUGUUGUUUUUUUUGUUUUUUUUUGUAUUUUUUAGAUGAGCUAAAUAUUUCUAUUUUGGCAAAUUUUUCCUAUAUAAAUCAGUACAAGAUGUAGGGAUCACUGAGAUCUUCUGAUUUCUCAAAACAGAUUACUGCGAAUCAAAUAUUCACUUUUGUUUACACCAUGGUUUUCAAAUUUUCUUUGUACAUAAAUAAACACCCCAAUUUCUCCCUAAUCUGCCCUCCUCUGCAUACAUGAGCUCACAGAUGCCAUCCCUUCAACCCAGAAAGCAAGGCCAAUUUUGCUCCCCAGAGUACAGUCAUCAGUGGCUGUAGCAAUGUCAGAAUUCCAUCUUGUGAAAUUAAUGUAGUCCCCCUUUACACUGGGCAACAUGCCCACUUUUCCCCUGUUGCCAAGAAAAUAUACAGUAUUGAAAAUUUUCCAUAUUAAACACAAGGAAAUCCUGGCAUGUUCGAGACACUCAUCCAUAUGUUGUCUUGGCCCAACCCUUCCCUGGUUAAUCAGUGUGCACACUGCAGCUAAAAGGUCCACAGUCUUCAUCACAGCCACCUUUAUGUUUCGCCUGGAGGCUGAAAAGAACAUGAAAAAACUCAUGGAAAAGCGGGUGAAAUGACUAGAGAGCAAACAGUUGGUGAUAGAGGUGUUAUUAUUCUCUGACGUGGUUUCCCCCUAUCUGAAUGCACCUUAUCAACCAUGAUCGUCACAAAAAAGCACCAAAGUCUUAUUGUACAUUCAUCACAUGAGUUCCAAGUCUCAGUUUUCAGUGUUAUAUUGCAUUCUAGUUUCCAUGUUGUUCUGGUCUACACCCAUGACUGCAUGUUACAUCUCCUUGUGCAUACAAACCUGUGGAGUUUACAUUCUUUACAAUGAUCACUGAGCUGAGGAUUAGAUAUAAUAAGGUAUUUCUCUCAGAUCUAAAGUCAUGGCCUAGGUAAUUAUUACAUGGUAAAUUAUAUGUUAAUUCCUUUAUAAAAGUAAAAAGAAUUAACCUAAUUUGAAUAAGACCUUUGGGCUGGUUGUUUUUUUUUUCCCCCCAACAAGCCCAAAGGUCUUAUUCUUAUUCUUUUUUUUUUUUUCUUCCAUGCUCCACCAGGAAUUAAAUUUACGCACUGCUAUUGGCCAAGAUAAACUAUAAAUUUAGAUGUUCUUCCUUUGGCUAACUUCAUAAUGGUCCAGAGGAAGGUAUGUUGGAUAUUUGUUAUGAAUACAAAUGUUUAGAACUUCAUGGAUGGUAAGCACUGUAAUGUGAUCCGCACUAUAAGUUUAUAUGAACACCAUACCAGUCAAGGUCACUACAUAAUUAUGUAUUUCUGGUGAUUUAGUAUUAGUUUAUCUUUCUGACGUUAUGCUAAACAUAUGGUAAUGCUAUAGAACUUUAUAUUCUCAGAUCUGGAAGGCAUUUUGGGAGCUGCAGAUGGACAAUAUCAUCGAUUUGGAUAUAUUGGAGGAGCCUUCACUUUGUUUCAGUUCCCUUAAUACAUCAUGUUUGAAGACUGAUUAUCCUCUGGAAGUUCGGGUUUUGCUCUACAUCCUCUUUAGCACUUCUUCUCUUAUUACUGUGAUCGGAAACCUGCUUGUGAUCAUAACUGUUGUACAUUUCAGACAAUUACGCACAUCAACUAAUUACCUCAUUCUCUCUCUGGCUGUUGCUGAUCUGCUUGUAGGAGGAAUGGUGAUGCCUCCUAGCAUGAUACGCUCUGUGGAAACUUGCUGGUAUUUAGGAAGCACCUUUUGUAAAAUACACAGCAGUUUGGAUGUCACCGUGUGCACUGCGUCCAUUUUAAACCUGUGUAUUAUUUCUUUAGAUCGAUAUUACGCUGUAUGUCAUCCAUUUCUGUAUUACAGUAAAAUGACUCCGACUACCAUUAGAUUCAUGAUCAUAGUGUGUUGGAGCAUUUCUGUUUCUGUUGGGUUCGGGAUGAUAUUUCUGGAACUUAAUAUUCUUGGAAAUGAAGAGUUUUAUUACAAUAACUUUGUGUGUGAAGGUGCCUGCAUGGUGUUCCAAGCCAAAGUAGGAGCUGUGGUAUUUUCUAUGCUUUGUUUUUACAUCCCUGCAGUAAUCAUGCUAUGUGUGUAUAUGAAAAUCCUCCACACUGCACAAAGACAAGCUCGUGCAAUUCAAUCCACGAAUGCACAGAUGAAGACAGCCGAGGAAAAAGCCGGUAUGAGCAAGUCAGAAAGGAAGGCCACAAAAACUUUAGCCAUAAUCGUGGGAGUUUUUCUGACCUCCUGGGUGCCGUUUUUUAUCUGCAACUGCUUAGAUCCAUUUACAGGAUAUUCAGUUCCUCCGAUUCUGUUUGAUGUUUUCCUUUGGGUCGGGUAUUUCAAUUCAACAUGUAAUCCGAUAGUGUAUGCCUUUUUCUACAGCUGGUUCAGACAUGCUUUCAGAGUCAUUCUUUCUGGGGGAAUAUUUCAAGUCAAUUCGUCACACUCUCGAUUGUUUUGAUUGCUUAUUCCAAACUGAAUAUGCUUGGUUCAAAUUCUAGCAAAGUUUUUAGGUGAAAUGAAAGUGUUUAAAAAGGACUGUUUGUAAAUCUGAGUCACCAAAGUGAUUAGUUUUAAAUUAAUACUGUAGUUGUUUCAUUCCCUCCCUCUAUUUUCACAAUUA